AUGGCUUAUGAGAAAGAAAAGGGGGGCGACGGACUUGGUUAUCAAACGGAGCACCACGUUUCGGGCAACAAUGCCGAGCUGACGCUGCAGACUGUUGCCACAGCGAACCAAUACCUGACUACCACAAUUCAACACCCAGGUUUCCUCCGUCGGCACUGGAAAAGCUCCGCAGCUAUGCAAGCAAGCCUCUUUACGGUCGUUGCACCACUGCAAGUAUUCGCUCAGGUUACUCUUUUCUUAGCUUUGGCCAAGCAGCAUGAAGAGGAGCUCUCUUGUGCCGAUGGCCGGGCCAGUGAUGACCCACCGUCGGCAACUGCCUCCGACUCCAAGCCACCUUCAAGCCAGUCACAUAUGGCUUUAAGCGUCCAUAUGCUCAGAAUUUCAGACCUGGAGUUGGACUGUCCAAUAUGCAGAUCAUUUGAGCUCUGGACCAGGAACAUCAAAUCUGAAAAGAAUUCAUAG
Molecule: messenger RNA, 462 nt
Organism: Pseudomassariella vexata
Lineage: Eukaryota; Fungi; Ascomycota; Sordariomycetes; Amphisphaeriales; Pseudomassariaceae
Exons: 3
Coding region: 1-462 (153 amino acids)
Source: RefSeq, a predicted model, not a curated record